CUCUCUCUCCCCUUGUCUCCUACCCUCCCUCUUUCUCUAAUUGGCUUGCAUUCCUAUUUCCUCUCUCAAGCGUCAGAGUACUCAAUUUUUCCCAGGCUCCCCAGUCUGGGACACAAAAGUCUCUCUCUACUGUUUUUGUUUCACUCUGCUCAGAAACUGUCACUUCUGUGAACUUCUGAAGAAUUAAUGACUCAAAGAAAUGCCACCUCUCCAGUCCUGGACGCUCCCCCUCCUUCUUGUUUUGCUGACACACUAUUCAAAUCCGCUUGAGGAUAAUAAGAUUCACAGUCUGUGUAUGGGCAGCCCAGGUACCCCAGGUUCUCCAGGGUUGCAUGGCAGGCCAGGACAACCAGGUAGAGAUGGCAGAGAUGGGCGGGAUGCACCGCUGGGGGAGAAAGGGCAAAGGGGAGAUCGUGGAGAGCCUGGUGAACCAGGCAUGAGGGGCCUGACCGGGGACGGAGGUGAUCCAGGAGAGAAAGGCGAGAAGGGAACUCCAGGAGAGUGUGCUGUAGCUCCUAAGUCAGCAUUCAGUGCCAAGUUGUCUGAAUCCCAAACCAUGCCAUUAGCAGCAGGGGAUGCAGUGCGCUUUGACAAAAUCAUCUUGAAUGAGCAGGGCGAUUACAACACAGAGACUGGACGCUUCACAUGCAGAGUGCCAGGUGUUUACUAUUUUGCCGUCCAUGCCACCGUGUACCGCUCCAGCCUACAGUUUGACCUGAUGAAGAAUGGACAUGCCAUGGGCUCCUAUUUCCAGAUGUUUGGCAACUGGUCCAAGCCAGCCUCAUUGUCCGGAGGCACUCUGCUGCACCUGAUUCCUGGUGAUCAGGUGUGGGUGCAGAUGGCUCUGGGCGAGUAUACAGGCUUUUACUCUAGCCCGAAGACAGACAGCACCUUCAUUGGCUUCCUGGUGUACUCUGAUUGGAAAAACUCUGCUGUGUUUGCUUAAAUAUAAGGUACAUACUACUUUUGACUUUUACCUAAAAAUGCCUAUACUCAAAGCACUACAAAGAUUUUUUUUUUUGAAACAUUUGUAUUUAUUCUUUGGAAGCAAAUAAGUGCUGGAAGAUUUAUUUUCCAUGAUGUGAUACAAACUACAGUAGUAUCUUGAAGGUUGUGAGGGAAUCUGAAAAGUAAAACAGAUGUACACACUUGCUAACAAAAAGGAACCACUUUCGCAGUUUUAUUCUUGUGCAUUGUAUUGCAACAGUUAUAAACAAAGGCCAGUGAUGAUCACUGUUUGAUUUUUUUAUUUUAACUAUUCGCUCAGCCUCAGUGGACAUUAUGUAAUUGUCCAUAAAUAAAGUGUUAAAUAAAAGACCAGUAGCUUUUGCAUAUAAUAUUUCUGUCAGUGAAAGCAUAAAAUUGCACAACUAUAUAAACUGAUGCAAAAAUAUCAUUAGUUUGGUUUUAAUAUAGAUUCAUUUAUUCUGCUACCAAUUAUAAAAGCAAUAUCAGAGCACCUUUGAAUUAUUACUUCAAUAAAGUUAAUCUGUGAGAUUGAAUGCAUUCUCUUUAAUUUAGUUUUAGUUUUAUAAAUUGCUUGUUGAACUCUAUAGUCAUUUAAAGGAACCGAGUGCCUCUUUAAAGCGAGCCGCGUGUUGCUUUGGUUGUAAGCCCAGACUGGGAAUGGAUACACAUUCAUGCAUAGUCACAGAUGUUCCUCAGUUUAAUGACUUCGCCAUAGGCCAUUAUUAAAACCCAUUUACAGGCAAGGCUGUAACAUUACUGCUUUACACUCCAUAACCUGUAUGCCCGUCGUCCAACCCCACAAAGCCACACACACACACCAACACACACCAUCCCCUUCCUUCUCUGUUUGAACUACUGGCAUGGGCAAGUAUGGAACAUUUUUUUUUUUUAAAUACUUUUUUUUCUAGAGAGAUGUAAGAAAUGACGAGUUCAUUUCCAUGAGGUCAAGGCCCAUGAAUGCUCUAACCCCUUGAGAUUAUGGCUCAUCAAUUAUAGCAGACAUUACAUGUUUAAACAGUCUGACAAUGUCUGACAUCAGACUCUUAACUCCCAUAUACUCAUCACGAAUAAUUCUUGGAUCUGUCCGACGUUGAUUCUCAGUCAUGACGCUGUGGGUGAGCUCACUGCUAGAGAAUCAGAUUAAUGAGGGUAUGAGGUUACAGUAUGUCUCGGUUUUGUAUAAAAAUAUUUUCUUAUGAAAAUGUUAUUGUUAAUAUUACUUGCAUUAAAGAUCUGUACUUGUG
Molecule: messenger RNA, 2213 nt
Organism: Ictalurus punctatus (channel catfish)
Lineage: Eukaryota; Metazoa; Chordata; Actinopteri; Siluriformes; Ictaluridae
Gene: c1qtnf5
Product: C1q and TNF related 5
Exons: 3
Coding region: 200-946 (248 amino acids)
Molecular function (GO): protein binding
Source: RefSeq, a predicted model, not a curated record